UAAAUCGGUACGCCGUAAACGCGCGCACACUCCAUAUCGACGGCAGCCAUACAAUUCCGUCAGCAUACCUCAAUUGGUCUAUGAACUCCUUACCGUCGACAAAUAUAAUCAGGAAGCAAGACGCUUUCCGUCUCCGGAACGCUUCGAGGCACGCUCUCGAAGAAUGCAGAAUUCUCACGAGCAGCAAAGGCUCCCGUAUGGGGCAGUCGACCAUCGCGAGGAUUCGGAAUCCGUGCAAGUGCCCGAAUACACAAUAGAAUCCAGACCUACAUCCGUCGAUAGUCUCACCGAAGCAACGGAUGCUGCAAAUAGCUCGGCGCCGACGAGUUCCGCGAAUAGCAGCGUGUCAAAUGUCUCAAUGGAACCAAUCAAGCUGGCAAACUCGCUCAACAGCGCCAAAGCGCUUUUCAGGAAGAGAUCCCUGGUACAGCUCAUUAACAGUUACAUCAAAGCUGGCAUCGAAGAAGGAAAGCGACAGGCGAAAAAGUAUAUCCGCAAGGCGCUGUCUUUCGGCGUGAGAUCAGGCUACUUGAUCCCGACCGACCGACAAGGUAGCAUGCUCCGCGUGUGCCCGACUCUGGACACACAGUCUUGGAGAUGGGGACCGACCGACGCUGAGUCUCGACAAAGACGACGCAUUGCUCGACGAGGGAAGACGCAUUUGACAACUAUCGCCGAUCGAAAAGCAAUGCGUCGCGGAAUUCCACGAGAUCAAUUGCUUCACAGCGUGGGCGACAGGCGGACGGAUACGAAAAGGAGAAACAGAACGCGUCUCGCUAAAAGUCCUGCCAGAAGCUCGAGCACGCGGGAGAGCCCUCCGAGAAAAUCGCCUGGUAAAUCACGCGAGAGAAACAAACGGAAAGCUUCCACAAAGAGGAACAGCAAAAUUAGUAAUGCGAUCAACAAUAAACGAGAACAGCAGCAAAAAGAAGACAACGAUAAAAAUAAGAAGUCAGUCAAGAGGCGACGAACGUCCUUUUCCGCGAAACGUGCUAAGAAUGAUCACGAACCAGUUGGGGAAAGCUAUAAAGACGUUAGCGGAAGAGAUCGUGAUCAAUAUAAAAGCAAUGAGGAGAACUACAGACCUGAAAGACGAAAGUCGACGUCGAGUCAAGAGGAUGAAUCAAUGGAGAAACGAGAUACCGAGGCAAAUAUCAACGAUGACAGGAUAGAAAGUAGAAAUUCCAACGAUGAGGACAAUGACAAAAAAUCUGAUGAAGGGAGUGUCGAACAGCAACGUCGUCGCAAGCCGAACAUUCCCGAGUUGGUCUACAAGUACCUUGCUGCGAACGAAGCUUUUGACGAUACAGAACAUCGUCUCGUAAGCAAAUGCCAUUCCUGCGGCCAAGAGAAACAUCAUGACGAAGUCAUAGAUUCUCCUUCGCAAGUUGUCAACAGGGGCAUAGGUUACAGAGUAAGGCCAGGACAGCGCAAGGAUAGUAGUAGAGUUUCAAAAUUGCCCAAAGUCAAGCGACGUCCUAUCUCCAAGGAUCUGCCGAGCUCGUAUUUGCAAAAAUGCAUAGAUAGUGAAGAUACAAGAAAGGCAAAAAAGUAUAUGAAAAAAGCGCUGGACUUUGGUGUCGAGUCCGGUUACCUCAUCCCUUCCGAUCCUACGUAUAGAAUUCUACGCGUGUCCUCGGACUUAAUGAAAAGCGAUUCGCGAAGAAGCAAAAGCAUUUGCGAUACGGCUCUCUCUAAGAAUCGUAAUAUUCCGACUAAACUCGAGGACCUCCAAGUGCAAGAGCAAAGGAGGCGGCGAGGAAGGCGCGGAAGGCGUAGUCGAAGAUCAAAAAGUGGUUCGAGGACGCGUCGUAGAAGCAGAAGGGGGAGGAGAAGGAGCAGAUCUCGUAGCAUAGGACGUAAAAGGAACAGCAGCCCGCAGAAUCCCGAAGAGGUUGUCGAGGAUAAGGCGGACGAUUACGAGAUGGAUGAGAACGAUCCAAAGAGCAAUAUUCACACGGGCGACAUAGAAAGGGAACCGAAGACCGUUCGAUCGAAUCAACCUGACAAGGAGCGAUCCACGGAGAAAGUUGAGGAGGAUGGCUCGGAUUUAUCCCUCGACGAGGAUGAAACUGAUGACGAGAUGGCGACCAAGGAAGCUGACAUUACCAAAUCAUAGUUUUUCAAAGUUCAAUUUAAAUGCAAUUUCUGUAAAGCGCAAUCUCUUCUCCAUUUUAUUCAUCCGAUGCUUUAGCAAAUGAUUGACUUUGUAUAAAAUUAUAUUAUUUAUCUACGUUUUGAUGUUCGUUUACAAUCUAAUAAUUACACGUAUAAAAUGUAAUGCAUAUAAUCACGUGGUUAGUCAUGUGCAAUAUACGUGCUUCAAUAAACCGAUGUGUAUUCACAUCGUAUAACAAAAUUGUCAUUUGUUGAAUCUCGAGAUGCAUUAGAUUGUAUUUUAGAACUAGAAUUGAGAAAGAUGCUGAAAAUUUAUAGAUCUUAAGCUUUAUGUAUUACUUCCCUUUUCUAAAUUUAUUGCCAACAUCCAAAGAGCGAUUUUACGAUUCCGCAAAUUUACACGAUUGCUUGGAGAACGUCCCUUUUGCGAAUUCAAGACUUUAAGUGGAGGUGAAACUUUCUCUGCGAGAUCGUAAGAUACCUUACAAAGAUACCUUACAAUAUGGAAAACAGGAAAAGCCCAA
This is a messenger RNA of Vollenhovia emeryi, 2642 nucleotides long. Its product is annotated as protein starmaker-like. NCBI's taxonomy places the organism in Eukaryota, Metazoa, Arthropoda, Insecta, Hymenoptera, Formicidae. The transcript is spliced from 7 exons. The record is from RefSeq and is a predicted model, not a curated record. The coding region runs from base 164 to 2119 and encodes 651 amino acids.